AUGCUUGGGAUAGUUGGUCAGCGAGGACGACUAUUGUCCGAAGCAGUAAAAAACACGGGAUAUUUGCUACAAGGCAAGUAUAUUUGCUCUGGACUGAGUACACCCGAGUGUGAAGACGUUGCCGAUGAUGGACAUGGAAUCGUCACGGCGCCUUUGCUCCGAGGUGGAACUGAAUAUGUCAGAGUAUAG
Parastagonospora nodorum SN15 is the source of this 189-nucleotide messenger RNA. RefSeq lists its product as hypothetical. Lineage: Eukaryota; Fungi; Ascomycota; Dothideomycetes; Pleosporales; Phaeosphaeriaceae. The record is from RefSeq and is a predicted model, not a curated record. The coding region runs from base 1 to 189 and encodes 62 amino acids. The transcript has 3 exons.